Messenger RNA from Lizanozyma spartinae, 1569 nucleotides. RefSeq lists its product as uncharacterized. The record is from RefSeq and is a predicted model, not a curated record. Bases 1 to 1569 code for a protein of 522 amino acids. The transcript has a single exon. NCBI's taxonomy places the organism in Eukaryota, Fungi, Ascomycota, Pichiomycetes, Serinales, Debaryomycetaceae. Gene Ontology annotation, molecular function: protein binding.
AUGGUCCCUCAAACAAGAAAGAUUACCCUAAUAGAGGGGAAGGAAAUUGCUAUCAAGAGAGCAUCAGAAUCAGAUGAUUCCAGAGCUCCUGCUCAUGAUAAUUUGUUUCUUGUGAACUCUCAUAUUUCAAAGCAGCAUGGUGCUAUUAGAUUAACUAAAGGUGACUUCUAUAUUAAGGAUAGUUGUUCCACUUUCGGUACUGUUCUCAAUGAUUGCUUUUUAAUUCCAGGUAAAUGGAAAAGACUUGAAGAUCACGAUACGUUGGGAUUUGUGGUAUCUCGACACUCUUCUUCUAUUCAGAAGAUUUUAAGUCGUUUUGAUGAAAAGACAACUUCAUCUGUUCCACUUCGUGAGUUUGGAUUUCCAACUGUGGCUCUCGAAUAUAAAGUUGAAAUUGAUGGUAAUACUCUUUUACUUAUUCCUUUAAAUGCUCCAGUACCUCCUUCAAUCUCCAAAGACAAUUCAGGUGUAUCUUCAAGUACUCCAAUUAUUUUGGAUGGUGAGGAGACCGUUGAGAAGGAUCCUUCUUCAGAUUCAGGUCCAGUGUAUGAUAAGACAAUGGACAUUUCGACUGAGGUUUCUGAGCCCCACCAACCUGAGACCACAGGAAUUAUUCCAGAUAUGGAAGAAAAUGAAGGCUCUCUUCCAAUUUCUUCAGUGCCAUCUUCUGUAAAGAGUGAAGAUGCUGAUACUGCAGAAGCAAAUGUCUGUUCUUAUUCUGAUGGUGAAAUUACCAUUCUGGAGUCUGAAGUAGACGAAGAAGAGAAUGAAGAAGAAGUGCAAGUGUUUGCUUUUGAGGACUUUUCAGGUGUACUUCGUCCUGAUGCCAUUGUUGUACAUAAUGAAGAUGACCUGGAUGACCUGGAUGACCUGGAUGAAGACGUUGAUGAUUACAAUGAAGAUGACGAUGAGAAGGAUAAGUUAUCUACAUGUUCUGGGGAUCAAGUUGUGUGGACUUCAGAAGAAGAUUCUUGUGACUGCGUUGAGUAUGAGGGAGAAUGUUGCGAUAAAGCUGGCGUUUCCUCUUGUCAUCAAAGUGUCGAGGAACAGGAUAGUGAAGGAAAAGAGGAUGAUGAUGAUGAUGAUGAUGAUGAUGAUGAUGAUGAUGAUGAUGAUGAUGAAGUGGAAACCGAUUCUCUGGUAUCUAAUGAUAACUUGGGGUGUAUAUGUAAGGAUUAUUUUAAGGAAAGGUUAGAAUUAUGGCCAGGAAGUGAGAUUCAUUGUGUUAGUUAUAGUGAAGAUAACUGUGAUACUUCUCGAGGUUGUUUACAAGAUGUUUUGGAUGAUUCAUAUAAUUCGCUAGAUGAUUCUGAUUUUGAAUUAUGUAACGGAAGAAAGAGAUCGUUUGAUGCUAUGGAAUCUGAUGAAGAAUCAUGUCUUGAAGAAGAAGAAGAUGGCGAAGAAGGUGUAGGUCAAUUAAUUAAAUUAACCAGGCCAAUAAAGAAGGCCAAAGUGGAACAACCAUCAAGAAUCAAAGGUUUACUAAAAGAAGUUGGAAAGGGACUUUUCUAUGUCACUGGUACAAUUGUGGCACUUGGAAUGUAUGGCCAUUCAAAGGCAAAGUCCUAA